This is a messenger RNA of Haemonchus placei, 1077 nucleotides long. NCBI's taxonomy places the organism in Eukaryota, Metazoa, Nematoda, Chromadorea, Rhabditida, Trichostrongylidae. The record is from the annotation of a GenBank genome assembly.
UUAGCAUUUUUCGCUUGUAGAAGGUCUUCGCGAGUGUAAACGCGUUGGACGGGAGUUAGCCAAGUGCACAAGCCCCUCUUAACUAUGGAGUCAGCAAAAUUCUCAACUCCAUUGUCGGACAUCAGCUCUAAAUCCACCAUAUUAACCAGCCCAGAGUAUUCAUGUGCGGUCGCCGUUACAAUAAUUGAACAGGGAUCCGACCAUUGUUUCAGCAACUAAUAGAUAAACACAUAACUUUCGGUAAACGAAUAAUCUCGAAGAAAGUCCCAUUAUUAAUUAAAACAAACAUUUUUGCAUGUUUUAAACAUCGAAGUUGUUGGCUCUUUCCAAGAGAUACCAUUGAUUCCACACGGAAUAACCAAGCUUGGCAACGUGGCGAAGGAUGGUAUCAUCUCCCAAAGCUGCGAUCUAACAGUAUUGACUGUUUCACCCACGUCAAUCAAAUAUACUGUCAAUUCGCUGUUGCACAGGGCACGAUAUGCAAUUGCGUCUCGAUAAUACAGUACAUAUUGCCCAACCUUCGGAAUCUCAGUGACAUUCGGAUUUUUCAGACAGAACUUGUUCAUUUCUCGUUGUAGACCAGAGUACUCUUCUCCCAGCUUCUGGUCGAUGGGAAUAACAUGAAACACGAAUCCUUCGUUUACCGAUUGACAAGAAUAAGGCGAAUCGACAAUGCGGACUUUUGUUGGGAUCUGUAGCGGAAGGUCUUGUGAAAAACAUCUGAUGACCGCAGAAGGACGUUGCGUCUUUUGAGUUAUAAGCCUAUUAGCGGGACGCCCUUUUACCAUGGCACCACAGCCGCGGGUAGAAAGCUCUUUCAACGGAGGUCGGCUAUACACGCCAGUUGGGGGCCCUCUGGCUUCGUCACGCGAUCGUUGAUUUUCCUGUCGCACUCCGCUAACCAGUAGUUGCAAUCCACCGUCCAAGCAAAGAUAUUUCCCGUUCUUUAGAUGAUAACGAACUUCAUCGGCACCGUUCAUAUUUUCCAUUAUUACAAACCCGUAUUUGGUGUUUGAAGGCAGUUGCUUGGCAGGGAUUUUGACGUUGUGUACAGUACCAUAUUUACGAAAAAUGUGA